Molecule: messenger RNA, 975 nt
Organism: Condylura cristata (star-nosed mole)
Lineage: Eukaryota; Metazoa; Chordata; Mammalia; Eulipotyphla; Talpidae
Gene: TP53TG5
Product: TP53 target 5
Exons: 4
Coding region: 229-975 (248 amino acids)
Source: RefSeq, a predicted model, not a curated record
CCACAGACGGAGGGUCCUGCUCAACCUCCACCCGGCCACACACACUUUCCCUGGAGACCCAGCCCUGCUGUCACAUAUUUCAGUGAUGUCACAGCCCCCUCCCUGGGCACUCCAGCAGGGCUGGCCUGCUGCUGUCCAGCCUGACUGCUGGCUGAGCGGAGAAAGGCAGGUGCAGACAGUACCUGGGGCCAGUCUUGCUCCAGCUGUCUUUUCGGCCUCAGCCCCAGCAUGAGUCCAUCAGUCAAGAAGAGACCCGAGAGUAGAGUGAUUUCCAAGAAGUAUGAUAAGGAAUCACAGGAUAUUAUACAGAAGCCAGUCAGCACAGAAAUUGAGCGGAACCGACUUAAAAUGGUGAUAAAAAACUUGUCGCUCCUGAGAGUCCUCAAGAGCUCGAAUCCCCGGAUCCAAGAAAUGCACACCCUGGCCAAGAGGUGCUGGGACUCACUGAUCCGAGUUCCAAGGACUCUCUGUGUCUCCCCCAGGAAUGAUGUGUGCAAGAAAGGGAAACUACAUAAUGCAGGGCUCCCAGGGGCCACGUACCCCAAGAACAAACUGCAGUGCAAAGGGGAGCCUGGGGAGAGUGAGCCUGAGGGAUGGAAGCCCAGGAGGAGGCUGGGGGAGCGGACCAAGGGAUCCCCCAGCAGAGAGCGGCUGCCAGAAGAGCAGGCAGAACCUGCCCACCCGAGGACGUGGUCGCAGGACUCUGGCCCUGGGGCCCGCGGGGGGAGACCACCCCUCGGGAACCCCAGGGUGGUCUUCCUGAAGCCCCUCCGACACAGAGCCCCCAAGUGGGGCGCGAAGCAGCCAGAAGAGGCUGGCCAGUGGAUGUGGUUCGAAGGGCUGCCCACGCGCGUGCACCUCCCAGGGCCCCGGGUAAUGUGCAGAUCGUCCGCCCGGCGCUGGGUCAAGCGCUGCUGCACCCGCUUCUGCUCUGCCUCGCUGGAGCUGCCUAGGCACCCCCCCUACAGGGUGUGA